UACAGUGUCCGAGCAGCACCUGAAUGCAGCAGCCGCCCUCCAUCACGCCCACCCUCCCUCCUCCCUCCAUGCGGUUCACCUUGCCCAGUGAGCGGCCCGGCCCACAGAGCGCAGUGCCCGGGAAGCGGUUGAAAGUUGGCCGGCAGCUCGAGUGGGUGUAUGUAUGUUGGCUGUGACGGCGCGUGUGCGUCAGUGUGUCCCGCCGGUUGAAGCAUGGAGGAGUUGGCCAGAGAGAGCAUCAGCCUGCUGGCUUCAGCCUCAGCCAAGCCCCCGCUGGAUGUGACCGCCGGGCCUCGGCUCGGCUCCAUGGGUGCCAUUUUCAUCAUGCUGAAAUCCGCCCUGGGAGCCGGGCUCCUCAACUUCCCCUGGGCCUUCGAGAGAGCCGGGGGCAUCCGCAGUGCAGUUACCGUGGAGCUGGUCUCACUCGUGUUCCUUAUCAGUGGUCUGAUCAUCCUGGGCUACUCUUCGUCCAUCAGUGGCCAGUGCACGUACCAGGCGGUGGUGAAGGAGGUGUGCGGGCCAGCCAUCGGCCAGCUGUGUGAGAUCUGCUUCGUCUUCAACCUCUUCAUGAUCUCUGUGGCCUUUCUGGUUAUUGUGGAUGACCAGCUGGAGAAGUUGUGUGGGUCCCUGUAUGAGCUGGUAACUGGUUUGCCGGAGUCAGAAAUGCCAUACCACUUCUACACAGACCAGCGCUUCACUCUGGUGCUGCUCUGCGUCCUCCUCAUCCUGCCGCUGUCCAUCCCCAAAGAGAUCAGCAUUCAGAAAUACAUCAGUGUUCUGGGUACUCUGGCUGCGACCUACAUGACCACUGCCAUCGUCAUCAAAUACCACACCAUGCCAUCUGUUCUGGUUCACAUCGCCCCUCUCUACAGCAGCGGGAUCAGCUCCUGGGCCUCCAUGUUCAGUGUCAUCCCAACCAUCUGCUUUGGUUUCCAAUGCCACGAGGCGUCCAUAGCCAUCUACAGCAGCAUGGAGAACCAACGGCUCUCUCACUGGGUCUUCAUCUCCGUGGUCUCCAUGAUCUUCUGUCUCGUCAUCUACUCCCUCACAGGUGUUUAUGGGUACCUGACCUUUGGAAAAGAUGUGAAGGCCGACAUUCUGAUGUCAUACAGCGGUGAUGACGUUCUGAUGCUUAUCGCCAGGCUGCUGUUUGGAGUCUCCAUCAUCACCAUCUAUCCCAUCAUCCUGCUGCUGGGCAGAUCGGUGAUCCAGGAUCCCUUGAUGAGCUGGUGGCGGAGGCGGGACGGCGCAGUGAUGCCGGAGUUUGAAAGCCGCAGCCGCUGCUUGCUGACGGUCCUGUGGAUAACGGCUACGCUGCUCAUUGCCAUGUUUGUACCAGACAUCAGCAAGAUUAUUAGUGUCAUCGGAGGCAUCAGCGCUUUCUUCAUCUUCAUCUUUCCAGGACUCUGUUUGAUGUUUGCCAUGCAGUCUGAGCCGGUGUCCUGGAAGACCAGAGUCAUCCUGACAGUUUGGGGAGUGGUCACCCUGCUCUGUGGAGCCUUCAUCUUUGGCCAGAGCACCACCAUCGCUUUCAUGCAGGUCUUUGGAAAGAUCUGACUGCUCCUCCUCGUCCCUCACUCACCAAGGGGUUUUUUCAGGGACACUGUUGUGAUUAGAUCUUAACUGUCACUGGUAUCUGUGGCUACGAUGACAAGCCUUAAACGGAUAAUGGGCAGGGUGUUCUCGACAUGUUUGUCACAGUUUUUAUUUCCUCACUCUUUAACACUAUAUUUCACUUUAAUCGUGACCACAAUAUUCAACUAUCAGUAGUGAAACACAACCUUGUCAUCUAUGCCAGCAUGGUGCGGUAAACCAGAAAAGUUUUAAUCAUUUGCACAGUCUGCAAGUUACCACUAAAAUAUGAGAUGAAGGAGUUCAUAGUGGGAAUAUGUACAAGACCUGAUGGUAUCCACUGGAGAGCCACACACCGAGUUCAGGGGGACAUACUUAAAUGUUUGUGUGUAAAUAGGUUACAUCUGUUUUGUGUAUAUAAAAAAGCAGCUUUCUGGUAUUUGAUAUGUAUGUAAUGAUGAUGUGAUGUGUGAUGUAGUCAAGUUAAUAGUGAAUACCAAGUUAAAGAAAACAUUUGAAUAAAAUAAUUUUUAUAUGAAA
Scatophagus argus is the source of this 2112-nucleotide messenger RNA. It is a transcript of the gene slc38a8a, whose product is annotated as solute carrier family 38 member 8a. Gene Ontology annotation, molecular function: amino acid transmembrane transporter activity. The transcript has 10 exons. Gene Ontology annotation, biological process: amino acid transmembrane transport. The record is from RefSeq and is a predicted model, not a curated record. Lineage: Eukaryota; Metazoa; Chordata; Actinopteri; Scatophagidae. The coding region runs from base 214 to 1557 and encodes 447 amino acids.